Papaver somniferum (opium poppy) is the source of this 590-nucleotide messenger RNA. Its product is annotated as ubiquitin-fold modifier 1. The record is from RefSeq and is a predicted model, not a curated record. The coding region runs from base 57 to 329 and encodes 90 amino acids. Gene Ontology annotation, cellular component: cytoplasm; nucleus. The transcript is spliced from 4 exons. Gene Ontology annotation, biological process: protein K69-linked ufmylation. Lineage: Eukaryota; Viridiplantae; Streptophyta; Magnoliopsida; Ranunculales; Papaveraceae.
ACGAACUGAAAUCUUUUUCUCUCUUCGCUUCUUUGAAAGAAAAAAAAACCGAAAGGAUGUCGGGUGGAAAGGUUUCAUUCAAAGUCAUACUCACUUCCGAUCCAAAACUUCCCUUCAAAGUUUUUAGCGUUCCAGAGGCAGCACCUUUUACUGCUGUAUUGAAAUUCGCUGCUGAAGAAUUCAAAGUUCCACCACAAACUAGUGCUAUUAUCACCAAUGAUGGUGUGGGCAUCAACCCGCAGCAAAGUGCAGGCAAUGUCUUCCUCAAACAUGGAUCUGAACUGCGGUUGAUCCCUCGUGACAGGGUUGGUGCUUUGGCAUUCUUUUGAUCGGGCUACAUAGCGUUGGCAACCUCACAACUACACUUGAUACUUCCAAUUAUAAUUUAGUCCUAAAUAUGUUUGUGGAUCAGCCUUGUUCUUUUGACUAGGUAUACCUGUCAAAGAAAAAUCUGAUGUUAACUUAUAAGAAGUUUAGAAAUUUAUAAUAAGUUUGGACUCAAAUAUGUUAUCAGUUGGAACUUGAAACUGAUCUCUUUGCUACGUAGCUUGGAGUAAAUAAAUGUUGGACUAGGGAACAGCUCUGACUGA